AUGCCCAAAGCAAAAAUAGAUCUUGAUAACUUGGAUUUUAGCCAUACCUACACAUUUGAAGAGUUCGAGUUAAUUAACAAACAGCUCGAAACACGCACUUUAGAAGUCAACGGACAACCUGUCAAUUUAUUUGACCUUGACGCAACCGGAAAGCUUAUUCCAAUGCCACAGGCCACUGCGUGCAUGGAGGCUACUGUUUCAACAAUUAACGGGCUCAUAACAACAUCACAAGGAGGGUUUGAUUUUAGUGUUGGGGGCCGAAAAUCGAUUAGAUCUCCUGAUGUCUCCUUCACGCCUGAUGCGGUAUCAAGCCAAUUGAUUGAAUUGCAACGUUGGACUUUCCAGGGUAGACCAUUCACUCCCACACUCGUUAUCGAGGUUGGAGAUACCAAAAGUAGAUCGGUGUUCGAAGAGUCAGAUUAUAAAUUUAAACGUGUAUACUUUACAGUUGGAACAUCCGUGCAACUCGGUUGGUUGAUUGAUCCCAAAAAUAGAAAAAUUUGGGUAUACAAGCGGAAUCAACAUGGUAAUGUCUUUCGUCGUGAGCACGCAUGGGAAGAUUUAGAGGGUGGUAAUAUUUUGCCGGAGUUCACAUUGAAGGUGUGGAAGAUUGAGCAAGCAAUUUCACAGGAACCAUUUGCAUUAUCAUCAGUGAAUAAAAAAUUGAAAAUUGAUUGCCCUAAAUGUGACACAACUUUUUCCAGUCGUUACACUUUCACACAACAUUACGUAGAUGAGCAUGCUCGUAUACUACGUUGA
Acaulospora morrowiae is the source of this 759-nucleotide messenger RNA. NCBI's taxonomy places the organism in Eukaryota, Fungi, Glomeromycota, Glomeromycetes, Diversisporales, Acaulosporaceae. The record is from the annotation of a GenBank genome assembly.